AUGGAUGAUCCUGAACUGGAACAAAUCCGGCAGCAACGCCUUGCACAGCUUCAGUCUCAACAUGGGGGUACUGGAGACCCUAACCAUGCUAAGGCCCAAGAAGAUAAGAUGAAAGCUAUGGAAGAAGCUAAACAUUCAAUUUUAACACAAGUGCUCAGUCAAGAUGCCAGGGCAAGACUUAACACGAUAAAGAUUGGCAAACCGGAAAAGGGUGCUAUGGUCGAAAAUAUGAUUUGCAGAAUGGCACAAAUGGGACAAGUUCGCGGUAAAAUAUCUGAACAAGAAUUAAUUCAAUUGCUCGAAUCUGUCAAUCAACAGAUGCCUAAGUCAACAAGCACUGUCAAGUUCGAUCGUAGAAGAGCUGCCCUUGAUUCGGAUGAUGAUGAUUUUUAG
This is a messenger RNA of Parnassius mnemosyne (clouded apollo), 393 nucleotides long. The record is from the annotation of a GenBank genome assembly. NCBI's taxonomy places the organism in Eukaryota, Metazoa, Arthropoda, Insecta, Lepidoptera, Papilionidae.